Molecule: messenger RNA, 2058 nt
Organism: Colletotrichum gloeosporioides
Lineage: Eukaryota; Fungi; Ascomycota; Sordariomycetes; Glomerellales; Glomerellaceae
Exons: 3
Coding region: 1-2058 (685 amino acids)
Biological process (GO): proteolysis
Molecular function (GO): cysteine-type peptidase activity
Source: RefSeq, a predicted model, not a curated record
AUGGAUCGUCUUUCGGCCUCGGUCCAUGCCAGCUUGGAGUCAUUCCGCUUGGGCAGACCCGAAGCUUGGGAGAGCCUCGCCGAGACCAUCCAGCCAACUGCUUCCAACGGAUACGCAUCGCUGCAUUCCGUCACGUAUGAAUACUUUUCGGCGCCAGAGCAGACCUCAGCCAGGCAAACCAUGCUCGGAUUACUCAGUCGCCUGUACCACGACCACUGCGAAAACCUUCCGCAGAAGCAGAAGUCUGGCCUGACGCAAGCGAGCAGAAAUUGGAAUGUCACCAUUUGGCAUUUCUUCCUAGCCCUCGGCCCCGACCUUUUGCGAUCUCGCGAAUCCUGCCUGGCCAUUGUGCGCAUGUCCAAGCGCGAGAAUCUCGACUUCGACACCUGCGUUGCCCAGAUUCACGCCCAACGCCAAGAACGCUUGAAGAAAAUUGCUAGAUCAACGUCCCUCGACACCGCCGGCAAGGCGCAAAGGCAAGUCGUGCCCGCAAAUGCAAUCCUGCCCGUCCUCUCGCUGACAUGCAAGAGACAGACUCCGGAGUUUUCCCUCGAAAUUGGCGUGGAAUCGACAGAAAGCAUAUUGAAAGCGACGGCGACAGAAGGCUGGAGGCUACUGAACCGCAAGAACAACGUCAAAGAUGCAGGAUCUCGAGCCGAGGACGCAGGUGCGCUCAAAGAAUUCGACCCCGCCAACCCGAAAGGAUUCGAGGAUGCCAUAGAGGAUGAAGAUCUCGAAGGUGAUACUCUCAUCGAUCUGAGCUCCGAAAAGGGCCGCAGAUCCUCGCGUGGCAGCAACUUGGUUAUUCAGAGCACCCCAGAGCCCGAAGAACUAGCGACAAGAGUUGAGUGGAUCAAAGAUACGAGAGCUACCAGCUCGCGACCUACGAGAAAACGGCCCAUGCCCAUUUUUGACAUCUUUGGGCCCCCUUCCGCGAAGAGAGCUCGAUCCAAUGAUGAAGAUGGGGCGACUUUGAUCAACUCGACGACAGUCCCGUUGGAGCAGCUCAUUCUUGGCGAGCGCUCUCUCGAAGGCGACAGCUGGGCCAACGACACUGCUGUGAGCAACACGAUCGGCAAGCUCAGAGCGAAGGACUGCUACGUCUUGGACAGUCUGUUUCUUGCAGGCACGAGAUUUCUUCGACACGCACCCACAGAACGAUACUUCGUGGCACCCGUCAACAUUCGCAAUAUGCACUGGGCUCUCUACUUCUGGGAUACGGAGAUGGGAACCAUUGAAUACUAUGACUCGAUGAAGCACAGCAAUUUGCAUUGCAAAGACCGUCUUCUUUCCAUCAUCAACAGUGCAUUCAGGCCUGCCAGGAUGCCCGAAAUCCAGGUCUACAAGGCAUUCCAGCAGAAGAAUCACAACGACUGCGGCCCACUCGCAAUUUUGAACGCUUUUCAUAAGCGUUUAGGUGUUGAGGAUUUCGUCAAAGGGGACGAUUUUGACUCCAAGAAUGCGAGAAUAUACUUUCAGCGUCUGCUUCUGACUUCUCUUGACGCCGCGCCCCCAGGUUUUGCUGAGAAGGCCGGUGUUUUGACUUCACAGGAGACAUCGAGGGGUAUUUUCGACGAAAUGAAAGCGGUGAAACUCCAGGGGCGUCUCCGAAGAGUUGUCCAAAAGGACUUUCUCCUCCAGGCCAACCUCACUUGGAGAGCUUCGAAACUGGUCAAAUUCCAUGAAGCACACCGUACUAUUGUUCACCAAGCGUACGAGCAGUCUCUCCAAGCGAGAGAUGUACGCGACCACGAGCUGAGAAGGCUGCAAAGCCUCAAAGAUUAUGUUUCCAGUCUGCCCACUGACACCUUGGAACAAGCUUCCCCUAUCGCUGCGUUUGGGUCAGGUCUUGAUAUCAUGGAGAAGAUGGCGAGAGAGAACCUUGACCGUAUGCUACCCGCCGCUGAGAAGAUGGCGAUCCAGAGCGGACCAUUGUCAUGGGCGGAGGACCGGCCAAUUACGAGGUCAAUCUUGAUGCUUCGGCAUCUGGGACGACAGUACGCAAAGGCGGAACGGGCUUUGUGCGAUUUUCGUGAGGCGUUGGAGGGCCUGGCCUAA